This is a messenger RNA of Bufo bufo (common toad), 2625 nucleotides long. It is a transcript of the gene CLINT1, whose product is annotated as clathrin interactor 1. Gene Ontology annotation, molecular function: clathrin binding; phospholipid binding. Gene Ontology annotation, cellular component: plasma membrane; endosome; clathrin vesicle coat. The record is from RefSeq and is a predicted model, not a curated record. Gene Ontology annotation, biological process: endocytosis. Bases 134 to 1984 code for a protein of 616 amino acids. Lineage: Eukaryota; Metazoa; Chordata; Amphibia; Anura; Bufonidae. The transcript has 12 exons.
GCGAUCGGUCGUUGCGUGUAGGGCACUGGAGCGGUUGCGCGGAGUGACAUCGGCAGGUAUCCGGUGAGUGAGCCUGAGAGAGAACGAGGGGAGAGCAAGUCCUCGGGGCCGGAGGAAGAGAUCGGGAGCGAAGAUGCUCAACAUGUGGAAAGUCCGGGAGUUGGUGGAUAAAGCCACCAACGUGGUGAUGAAUUAUUCAGAGAUCGAGUCUAAGGUUCGAGAGGCGACCAACGAUGACCCCUGGGGACCUUCUGGGCAGCUCAUGGGAGAGAUAGCCAAGGCCACUUUCAUGUAUGAACAGUUCCCAGAGCUCAUGAACAUGCUGUGGACAAGAAUGCUGAAAGACAAUAAGAAGAACUGGCGCAGAGUUUACAAGUCCUUGCUGCUGCUGGCUUACCUCAUACGGAACGGAUCGGAGCGGGUCGUCACAAGCGCCAGGGAGCACAUUUAUGACUUACGAUCCUUAGAAAAUUACCACUUUGUAGAUGAAAACGGCAAAGACCAAGGUGUCAACAUCCGACAGAAAGUGAAAGAAAUGGUGGAGUUUGUCCAGGAUGAUGACCGCCUUCGAGAGGAGAGAAAGAAAGCCAAGAAGAACAAGGACAAAUACAUUGGAGUGUCUUCAGAAAGUCCCGGGGGGUUCAGAUACAAUGACCGAUAUGACACAGAGCCUCGAUCCAAAUGGGAUGAAGAGUGGGAUAAAAGUAAGACAGGAUUCCCCUUCAGCGAUAAGCUAGGGGAGAUAAGCGAUAAGAUCGGGAGCACUAUAGAUGACACCAUCAACAAGUUCAGGAGGAAAGAUCGAGAAGAGUCUCCAGAGAGAGGAAGUGACAGCGAAGAAGAGCGGAAAAACAACCGAGUGAAACAAACAGGAGAGUUCAAAGAUGAGCAGGAGACGGUCACCACCAAGCACAUCCACAUCACUCAGGCCACUGAGACCACCACCACCCGCCUCAAGCGUACAGGAAACCCAUCCAAAAUUGAUCUUGGCGCAGCUGCACACUAUACCGGAGAUAAAGAGAGUCCAGAGCUCACCUCAUCUGCCAGCCAUCCAGCUACAAACAAGGCUACUUCUAGUGAGGGCAGUAAAAAAGCAUCCAAUGAUCUGGUGGACCUACUGUUCGAAUCAGAAUCAAAAUCAGGCUCCACUUCCGAUCCGUUUGGUGGUUUUGCAGACUUCAAUUCAUCAGCUGCUCAGUCUUCCGUCAUCCCAGCAACACAAGGCUCAACAGCAACUGGUAAUGGAGAUUUUGGGGACUGGGGUGCCUUCAGUCAGCCAGGAACAGCCCCAUCUGUACCUCCGACCGAUUUAUUUGCAGUCUCGCAACAGAGUACCGACUUAUUUGCUGCUUCCCAUCCGCAACCCACCCCUGCUGCCUCCAACACAACAGACCUCUUUGACCUCAUGGGACCUACACAUGCUACUAUGAGCACAUCCCAGAGUAUGAACCUGUCUAUGAUGAGCUCUAGUUCUGUGGGAGUGACGCUUUCCGCGUCAAGGUCUCAGCCCUUGCAGAACAUCAGUCUACACAAGCAAAACACAUUGCCUGCACAGGGAACAGACAUCAAGGUUCAAGGAAAAUCGCUCCCAUCCACCUGGUCUGACCCCAGUGUCAACAUCUCCCUGGACAGUCUCAUACCAGGCAUGCAGCCCUGUAAACCAUCUCAACCCUCUUUGAAUGCCAUGAUGCAGCAAAAUAUGCCGCAGCCUAUAGGGAUGUUGCCACAGAGCUUUGCAAAUAUGAACAUCGGUGGAACCCCAGGCAUGAUGCCCGUCCGACCUCAAACCAGCCCCAUUAUGCCCGGUGGCAUGGGUAUCCCUAACAUGAUGACUGGCACUAUGGGUAUGGCAGGAGUCCCUCCCAUGAUGAACCAGGGGGUGAUGGGCAUGCCCACCACUAUGGGAAUGCCUAUGGGAUUAGCCCCUGGAGUAAUGCCACCUAAACAAGAUGCCUUUGCAAACUUUGCCAACUUCAGCAAAUAAAAGCUUUAUGCAGCCGAUCCCACACAGAUGGAAUAUUGAAGGAUUUUCAACUGCGCACACACACGACGAAGGAAAAUUGGGGGGGACCUGGAGGACUAGAAACAGUCUGGUCCUCCAUGAAAAAAAUAUCUUUUAUAAAUUAAUAAAAAUGAACUUCCAGGCGAGCAGUUUGUAGAGGUGAGACUCUGGACGGUCUGGAGAGAGACUGCUCUGUAGUGAGCACUAUUGCCUUUAUGUACCAGAUCGGUUUAAGUGGGUACACAACGUCUGCUAUCAGGGUACGUGACAGGGCGCCUUUAUUAUUUUUUUCCCCCCUUCUCUCUCUUUUAGGUUUAUAAAUUACCUGGAUGGGAUUUGAUAGACCUACACAUUUAAUCUCUACAUUCCCAACCUCAUGAACAGUAUCGGCUCCUCAACUCAAUUGGGAAUGGCUUCUUUUUUUAUGUAGUGUAAUAUACAAGAAAUUUUCUAUUUUUCUCUAACGUGACUUAGUUUGUUUCAGUUAUUGCUGCUUCUAAGUACGUAUGUCCUGCAGUGUAGACCUGCUGUCUCCCAUGCUCACCACAUACCCAAGGGCCAUGAGGUAUAUAGCUGGAAGCAGGACACUGUUCUUCAGCAUCCAUCAGUAUGUUCGGGGUGUU